Diaporthe citri is the source of this 522-nucleotide messenger RNA. RefSeq lists its product as uncharacterized. Lineage: Eukaryota; Fungi; Ascomycota; Sordariomycetes; Diaporthales; Diaporthaceae. The record is from RefSeq and is a predicted model, not a curated record. Bases 1 to 522 code for a protein of 173 amino acids. The transcript is spliced from 3 exons.
AUGGCCUCCUUCCCAUCCCCGAUCCCCUUCCCCUCUCUUCCUUCACUUUUCGCACCCGGCGCCGACCUGUCAGCACCGGACCCCAUCGCAGAGUCCCAGAUCCGCAACACCCUUGCCACCUACACCUUCUCCAUCGACUCCAAGAACUUCACCGCCCUCUCCUCCGUCUUCCACCCGGACGCCGUGGCCAACUACUCCGAGCCCAUCAACGUCAUCUCGGGCCUGCCAGAGAUCACCGCCACGCUCGAGGCCUCGCUGGCACUGUUUGCGGGGACGCAGCAUAACUAUGGCACGCAGGCGAUCCGGGUUUACGACGAGGGAGCAUGUGCCAGGGCUGUUACGUACUACACUGCAGCUCAUUUUGGGAAGGGGGAGGCUGAGGGCCAAGUGCUUUAUGCAUAUGGACAGUAUCAGGAUUUGCUCACACCUUCGGAACAAGGGCAAUGGCUGAUUAAGGAGAGGAAUCUGGUUUAUAUGGGGCCAUUCGUUGGAAACCUAUCGGCGUUUGUGGGCACCAGUUGA